AUGGGCAAAGCAACGACGGAUAAUAAGAAAGCGGCAAAAGGUGGCAAGAAAAUGAAGGAUCCGAAUGCACCCAAACGCGCCAUGUCGGCAUUCUUCAUUUGGAUGAACGAGAAUCGCGAUCGAAUCAAGAAACCGGGCAUGAGCGUUGGCGAUGUGGCCAAAGCAGCCGGAAUCGAGUGGGCUGCAAUGACCGACAAAUCGGUUAGUGCAUGUUUUUAUUCGGUUUUUUCUUUUUUUUGA
Molecule: messenger RNA, 240 nt
Organism: Gongylonema pulchrum
Lineage: Eukaryota; Metazoa; Nematoda; Chromadorea; Rhabditida; Gongylonematidae
Source: the annotation of a GenBank genome assembly